AUGCUUUCGCGCUCCGGCCUCCGCUGCUGCUUCGCCGCGAUGGCGGUGGAUGCCGCGCGUCGCUACGCGGCGGCGCACCGCGAGGCGGGCGACACCCACGCCGCCGAGACGGCGCUGUGGUUCGACGACACCGCGGCCGAGCGGCGGGCGCUGGAGGAGCACGUCCGCAGCCCCGCGUACAGGGAGUUGCACCGCCCGGCCCUCACCAACGCGGCCAUGGGGCUCUACGGCGGCGAGCCCGGCUUCGAGAAGGCGCACCGCGUGUGGGUCGACCCGGACCGGCCCCACAUGAAACACCUCUACAACCAGACGGCGCUCGCGAAGAACCUCCGCUACGCCCGCUACGGUUACUUCAAGCGUGACAUGCACAUCCUGGACAUCGACAAACUCGUCCGCCACGCCCGGAUGCUGCCAACGCCGGGGCGGCUGCUGACGGACUUUUUGUAUCAGCGGGUGCCGCUGCCGGAUAAGAGCUGCGCCGCGCUUCUCCGCUUCCAGCGUGAGCAGAUUGAGAUGCUGGAGCAGUGGGACCGACACAGCAGUUUCCAGGGUGCCGCGGAGAUGUUUGAGCGCCUGAUUGUGACAAAUAUCCCCCCUGUAGAGGUGGGCGUUGAGACACAUGCCGAGAUGGUGCUGUGUGCCGCGGCAAGCGGUAAGUGGGAGGAGGGGUGGGACGUCUAUGCGGCCCGGGCGCGUGAGCUGGAGGCGGACUCCCCCGACUCCUUUGUCCUUAGCACCUACUUCUUUGAUGCCGUCUUGACGCUCUGUGUGGCGGCCGCCCACGUGGAGGAGGGAAUGUCGAUCAUGGAGGAAGUCAUCGCACGGAACUUGCGCCCGCGCGCCACCAUGCUUGACAAGGCCAUGCUGUUGUGUGCUAUGGGGGCUGAGAAGGCAGCGAAGCGGGAGGAAGCGGACGACGGCGCGCAGCAGCCGCUACAGCAGGAGCAGCGGAAGAAGUUAGAGCAAUGCGGCCUUGAGCUGUGGGCGCUCUAUGACUUUUACCAGCUUCCCCGAACCACGGCGUCUGUUGAGGCCUACAUGCGUAUGUGUUGCGCCUUUGCGCAGCCGACCCUCGUGCUGAAGGCGCAGAGCUUCGCCGACGCGGCUGGCAUCCGUCUCUCCUUGGAGUGUUUUCAUUGGUUGGUGUACGCCCUUCGCGGGGUCGCGGACUUUGGCGAUUACGUCAUGGAUGUCUUUUCACAGCUCACCCCGCGCGGCCUGACACCGGAUUUCGUGCUCUUUACUUUAGCCUUUAUGCACUGCGCGCUGCAGCGGGACGGCGAGCUGGCGCUUGCCAUUUAUGACCAGCACUUUAUUCACGCAAACAUCAACCCCACCCCGGAGAUGACGCUUCUUUUUAUUCAGUCGUGUGCUCACUGCGAGGAGCCGCGUGUGGCGAUGCUGGAGCGUUGUGAGGCGAUGCUGCGCCGUCUCGAGGAGGUGGGAAGCGGCGUCGACUAUGUCGCCCUGAUGUAUGAUCAGUUUCUCGAGCUCUGCGGCCAGCUGGGGGCCGUGGCAUCAGGCUUUAGUAUGCUGAAAAAACUAGUGGGACUGGGCAAGCCGCUCACCACGCGCAUGCUUAACUCGCUCUUGCUGGCCAACGCGUACGCCGCCGCGCCAAAUGGGUCACUGGCCAUGACGGAGGAACUCGUGCAACUCUUCACGCUCCUCAGGGUGCCGCCUAACAAAGACACCCAAAUUUGUCUCGGGUACUGCACCGAAGCCUUUGGGACGUCGUCGUCUCUGGACGCCUUUGGCGCCACAGUGGCCGCUAACAUUGCUGCUCUCGAUGACGCGCUGGCCUACGAUGCAGAUAUUCCCGUGUCACAAGCCCCACCAAACGAACUUCGUCAGCUGCGCACGGAGUGGAAGCUGCGACCUCGCGACAUUGUGCUGCGCCGCUUUGGGCAGUACACAAGAUUCAGGGGGAAGGAGGCCUUGGAUGUGGGCAGCAUGCAUGGCAGCGUCAUUCCGUUUGGCCGUGCACCGGGGGAGCAGCAAGUCUAA
This is a messenger RNA of Trypanosoma conorhini, 2007 nucleotides long. RefSeq names its product putative protein transport protein Sec23A. The coding region runs from base 1 to 2007 and encodes 668 amino acids. Lineage: Eukaryota; Euglenozoa; Kinetoplastea; Trypanosomatida; Trypanosomatidae. Gene Ontology annotation, molecular function: protein binding. The transcript has a single exon. The record is from RefSeq and is a predicted model, not a curated record.